Molecule: messenger RNA, 1067 nt
Organism: Paramecium octaurelia
Lineage: Eukaryota; Ciliophora; Oligohymenophorea; Peniculida; Parameciidae
Source: the annotation of a GenBank genome assembly
AUGGCAUUUAUGAAGAAUUGGGAUCUUAUUACACCAUAUUUUUAUUAAUUCAACAUAAUGAAGUAUAGAGAAUAGAAAUUUGAUAAUUGGUUUGUCAAACGCUGUUAUCCAUCCUUACUUAGAGAUUAUGAAACCUAAUUGUAUAUCUAAUAUUGUUUAGGAAAGGAAAUCUAAAAGAAUUUAACUGAUUAAGAGUAAAUGUUGAGGAAGAGGAAUUUAAUAUUAUUAACCAGAAAGAUUCUAAGUGCAAUCUUAGGAUUUAAAAGACAUCAGCCAGAAUAAACACAAAUGGAUGGAAACUUUUAAUAAGACUCAUUCAAAAGAUUUAACAGUGUCCAGGAAGAUGACACUCCUAAGUUUUAAAAUUUGUCUUUAAUUUCAUUGAUAUCUCAUACAUCAUAAUUCAGCAAAAAAAGUGAUAGAUAGAAGGAAAGUAGUGACAGUUCUUCUGAUUCAAGCAAUCAUUAACAUUAAAAGAGGUAGAGUAGUUCUGAAUCAAUGAAAAGUAGAGAUUUAUCAACCAAAUAAAAGCAUAAAUCUCAUCAUCAUAGAUAUAACUAUAAUUAAAAAAGUUCAAUUGAUAGAUAUGAUAAAUAUAAAUAUGAAAAAUCGCACAAUUAUGAUAAAUCGAGAUAGAAAUAAAAAUAUCAGAAUUAUAAAUAUGAAAGACCUAGAACUAGUAGAAGAUAUUAUGAAGACAAUGAUUAUUCCAGAAGCAGGGGGUAUAAUAAGAGAAGUAAUAAUCUCAUCUAACUUAAGGAUCUAGCAGUGAAGGCUCACAAAAAUCAUAAGAUUACAGAAGAAAAAGAUAGGAAUCGGUAGACUCUGAUAAAUAUAAAAAUAAUAAGUAUUAUAGUGGAUUUUAAUUUGAAAGAAGACAUUCCAAGACUUACAAAUAUGAUUAUGAAAGUAGUUUUUUAUUUUAUAUAUUAGAAUCUUCAAAAAUGCAAGAAAGCAAAGAAAGAUCUCGAUCCAGACAAAGAAACAAAUCAGAUAGUAGCGAUGGCUAUAGAAGAAGAUCAAAAUCAACUCAUAAAUCCAAGAAAUACUAUAGGAAGUAUUAGUGA